Sebastes umbrosus (honeycomb rockfish) is the source of this 1027-nucleotide messenger RNA. RefSeq names its product iron-sulfur cluster assembly scaffold protein IscU-like. Gene Ontology annotation, cellular component: cytoplasm; mitochondrial matrix. The record is from RefSeq and is a predicted model, not a curated record. The transcript is spliced from 5 exons. Bases 54 to 551 code for a protein of 165 amino acids. Gene Ontology annotation, biological process: intracellular iron ion homeostasis; iron-sulfur cluster assembly. Gene Ontology annotation, molecular function: ferrous iron binding; 2 iron, 2 sulfur cluster binding. NCBI's taxonomy places the organism in Eukaryota, Metazoa, Chordata, Actinopteri, Perciformes, Sebastidae.
UAUAAAAGCUCUCCUCUUUCUAACUGCGACAUUCUCCUUCACUAUCUGUCAACAUGGCCGGCACUGUGGCGAACAAGUGUCUCAGUCCUCUGACUUUCCUCACCAGGAGGCUCGCUGCUCCGGAGUUCAUCAGCCAGUGCUGCUACCACCAGAAGGUGGUGGAUCAUUAUGAGAACCCGAGAAAUGUGGGCACGUUGGACAAACGCUCCAAGAAUGUUGGGACUGGAUUGGUGGGCGCUCCAGCCUGUGGAGAUGUGAUGAAGCUCCAGAUUGAGGUUGAUGACAUGGGGAAGAUUGUGGAUGCCAGGUUCAAAACCUUUGGCUGUGGUUCUGCUAUUGCCUCCAGCUCUCUGGUCACCGAGUGGGUGAAGGGCAAAUCUGUGGACGAAGCUUUGACAAUCAGGAACACUGACAUUGCCAAAGAGCUCAGUCUUCCACCAGUUAAACUUCACUGCUCCAUGCUUGCGGAGGAUGCCAUCAAGGCUGCCCUGGCUGACUAUCGCCUCAAGCAGCAGGACGACCAGCAGGAGGCAGUCCGGGCCAGCUUGUAAAACGGAGCGCACUCACUCUGAGCCGGGGCGCCACUGUUGCUUCCUGCUGUCAAGAUGAGAAGUAGUCCAGCAUCCUCACUUUGUCCUGCAGUAUUGAUGAUUGAUGUCACCGUCGUCAACCCUCCGUAGCAGUGUCACACCAGGCAUUCCGUAUUAGUCUGCGGUCCUCUGUAUCUUUUAGCCUGUCACGUAAACGCACAAUGUAAGCACUGUCUGGGCUUUGUGGUACAAAGGUGGGCCUUAUAUUUGAGAUUUUAGGAUUUUGUGCAGGGGGAGUGUUUAGUUUGAACGGUGUGAUGGAGACAAUGAUUAAAGGCUAAGAGCUGUAUCCUAUCUGCACCCUAAACACUGACCCUUUUGUUAUGCAAAGUGGCUUGAAACAAUGAAAGGGUCCAUUUGGCUUUAAGUGUAAUUUAUGAUUAUUAAGCAAUGCUUCCUUGAAUAGUUGCAAUAAAAGUAUCCUGAAACCAAAACUA